This is a messenger RNA of Paramecium pentaurelia, 1405 nucleotides long. NCBI's taxonomy places the organism in Eukaryota, Ciliophora, Oligohymenophorea, Peniculida, Parameciidae. The record is from the annotation of a GenBank genome assembly.
AUGAUAAGUUCUCUCUCUUUUAUCAAUUAGAAAGGAGAAAUCCUAAUUUAUAGAGUUUAUAAAGAUGAUAUAAGCAGAAAUGAAAUAACUUAGUUUUGUGCUAAAAUGAUAGCUACAAAAGAAAAUAAAGAAUUUCCAAUAAUAAAUAUUGAUUGUAUCUAUAUUUUAUAUUCAUAGAAACAUCUUUCAUUCAUAUUUCAAUCAAAGACAUCAUUAUUUUAGCAACCACUAAAACUGAUGUAAAUGUUGCUAUGGUUCUUGAAUUUUUAUAUCAAUUGGUAUUAAUAUUUUUUUAUUUUAAGUCAAAAAUUUGUAAAUCAUACUUUUAAGGUAAUUUAGAUGAAAAUUGCAUAAAAAAGAGUUUUGUCUUAAUUUAUGAAAUUCUUGAUGAAGUACUUGAUUAUGGAAUACCAUAAAUUGCAGAUCCAAAUCUAUUAUAAAAAGUUAGUAUUAAUUAUAUCUAUAGUUUAUUCAAGAAGGAGGAGUUUAAUAAGAAACAACCAUAAACAUAGAAAAAUUGAGAUAAUUAACAUUUACUCUUACUGGUGUUGUAUCAUGGAGACCAAUAGGACUUUAUUAUGAAAAGAAUGAAUUAUAUCUUGAUAUUAUUGAAUCUGUGAAUUUAUUGAUUUCAGCAAAAGACACUGUAUUAAGGGCUGAAGUUGUUGGUUCAAUUGAAUUAAAAAGUAAACUUACAGGGAUGCCAGAAUGUUAGAUUGGAAUGAAUGAUAAAUUAUUAAUGGGAAAAUAAUAAAAAUAAACUAAAUAAACUAUUGGAAUUUCAAUUGAUGAUAUGAAAUUUCAUCCUUGUGUAAGAUUACCAAAAUUUGAUAAGGAUAGAACAAUUACUUUUAUUCCUCCUGAUGGCCAUUGCUAAUUAAUAUCAUAUAGGAUUUCAGAGAAUAUUAAUAUUCCAUUUAAAGUGAAUGUAUUUUAUAGUGAAAUUAUUGAUAAUAAAUUAGAAAUACGGUUGAAAGUAAAAUAUAUAUUGAAAAUAGAUUAAAUCAAUAUAUGAUAACAAUAUCUAUGGUACAAAUGUUUUAGUAAAGGUUCCUGUGCCUAAAAAUACUGUGAAUGCAAUAACUGCAACAGCAUUAGGAAAAGCAAGAUAUGAAGUAGAAGAAUAAAGUGUGAUUUGGAGAAUCAAGAAAUUUUAAGGAGACUUUGAAACUUCAUUAAGGUUUAACUUAUUGUUAAAAAUUUUAGGUGUGAAAUCAAUUUAGGUACUACAAAUAAAGAUUAAGUAUGGAGUAAACCACCUUUAAAAAUGGAAUUUUAGAUUCCAAUGUUCACAGCAAGUGGAUUAAGAGUUAGAUUUUUAAAAGUAAUGGAAAAAGCUGGAUAUAAAACGAAUAAAUGGAUUAGAUAUUUAACAAAAGGAGGAGAAUAUUUACAUAGAUUAUGA